AUGGAGCUGGCGGAUCAGGGACAGCCGCAGUCUGGCACUGCCUCCCAUUCUCGUCAGAGAACUUCGGUAGCAGAGUCCGACGCAAGAUAUCGCCAAUUCCUCCUCGACGCCGACGAGUUCGUGAAAAGACAUGAACUGGACAAGAUCCGUGGCGAGAUUCGGGCCGGGGCUGUGCUGUCUUGA
Messenger RNA from Aspergillus calidoustus, 183 nucleotides. The record is from the annotation of a GenBank genome assembly. NCBI's taxonomy places the organism in Eukaryota, Fungi, Ascomycota, Eurotiomycetes, Eurotiales, Aspergillaceae.